Molecule: messenger RNA, 1728 nt
Organism: Endocarpon pusillum Z07020
Lineage: Eukaryota; Fungi; Ascomycota; Eurotiomycetes; Verrucariales; Verrucariaceae
Exons: 2
Coding region: 1-1728 (575 amino acids)
Source: RefSeq, a predicted model, not a curated record
AUGGCGAGUGGGAUCGAGGUUGCCGGCGUCGUACUCGCGGCAAUCCCACUUGUCAUAUCAGCUCUAGAAACCUACGAGAAUCUCCUGGACCCAACGAAGGCCUUUUUCAAAUACGGCGCCGAGCUUUCCAGAGCUACGAGACAGCUUGUCAACUACUAUACAUCCUAUGAACAGUCAAUACGGAUUCUCCUUACUCCGAUCGCGGACCCGCAAGAGCUCCAUGACAUGAUGGAGAAUACCGACAGCGAGCUUUGGAAAGAUAAUGAAAUAGAGCAAGCGCUUCAAGAUAGGCUAGGGACGUCAUACCGUGCGUACAUAAGGACAGUCCGGGAAAUUGAGAGCACAAUGACGUCGAUUGCUGAGCAUCUCAACAUUACAGGUGCUGACAAGAUUACCCAGGAAGGUCUCGAAGCAAUCAUUGCAGCCCAUCCCCCAGAAAUACAGCAUGGCAAGGCCCCCAAGUUUGAGUUCCGCAAACGAGUCAAUUUCACCAUGAAGCGCCAAAGAAUCAAAAAAUCGCUUGAUGAUUUGGCAAAAUCUAUCGACCAACUGGACACCUAUCUGGAAAAGGCAGAUAAAUUGGAGGAGCCUUACAAGGUGAAUCGCAAGUCUAAGUUUGCCCUUCCACUCCACUUGAUACAACAGAAUGCAGCCAGGCUCUACGACGUAUUAUCUCGAACCUGGUGCUCUGCUCACUCCACGCAUUCCGCCGGACUAUUGCUUGAACAGCGUCUGGUGACGAAAAAGAAAAGAGGCAUGGCAAGCCGGCAGCGGGGACAGUCAUCAGAGAAGUGCGAUUCUAACUGCUUCGGAAUCUUAUUGUUGCAAACACCUCCCACUAAGAAGUGGCUCGAAGUGGAGUUUCGUAUUGUAGAAGCUCUCCUUACUGAGGAAUCAAGCAGCUCAACAGUGCAAGUCGUCGUUUCGACUCCCCCUACGGCCUCAUUUUCCAUCCCCAAGGUAACCCUUCCAUAUGCAGAUCCGUCUCAACUUCAAGUAGUCACAAACCUGUGUUCAGUCCUUCAGCAGUCCCGUCAUCCAUGGAUAGGCUUCUGUGUAGACAACAAUGGUCAUCUCAGAGGCGCUUAUCCAGCCCAGGACCGCAGCGUAGCCUACGUCGAGAACGGUGUCGGGCUCGACGAGAUACUUGCCAAUAGAACAUGUUCGUUGAGUAAAGAAGAAGUCUACAACCUGUCCAUCACUUUGACCUCCUCUCUCCUUCAACUCAGUCAUACCCCAUGGCUUCAGCAGACGUGGCAUAAAGCGGAUAUCUUCUUUCUCCGAGCAAAAGACGGUUCUGCAGUAGCAGUUGAUGUUAAGCACCCCUAUCUAGCAUGUGAACACAAGUCCGAUAAGAUACAAAUCGUUCGACACAACGUGUUUUCUGAGAAUGAUUCUUCCAAACUUCUGGCUCUCGGGACUAUGCUCCUUGAAAUCUGUUGCGGACAACCCAUUGAGAACCUGCGUCGAGCUGAAGACCUUGGCCCCAACAAUGAACCCAGUGAGCUCUCUAAUCUUAGUGCUGCCCGGCGUUGGCUUCGGGAACAGAAAAGCAAAGGGGAUAUAUCUUUUGCUUUCUACUCAGCAAUCUUGCACUGCCUGAAAUGCUUUGUGGACCCUACAGCGGAUCUGGAAAACAGGGAAUUUUCCCGAACCAUUGAGGAGCAAAUCCUUGCGCCACUUGAGGAGGAGCAGAACAUUCUCCUCUGGGGCCCGCCUUCUCGUUGA